Messenger RNA from Saccharomycopsis crataegensis, 624 nucleotides. It is a transcript of the gene YPT7, whose product is annotated as Rab family GTPase YPT7. Gene Ontology annotation, molecular function: GTP binding; GTPase activity. Lineage: Eukaryota; Fungi; Ascomycota; Saccharomycetes; Ascoideales; Saccharomycopsidaceae. Gene Ontology annotation, cellular component: late endosome; fungal-type vacuole membrane; phagocytic vesicle. Bases 1 to 624 code for a protein of 207 amino acids. Gene Ontology annotation, biological process: regulation of vacuole fusion, non-autophagic. The record is from RefSeq and is a predicted model, not a curated record. The transcript has a single exon.
AUGUCCAGUAGAAAAAAAACCCUUCUCAAAGUCAUCGUUCUUGGAGAUUCAGGGGUCGGAAAGACUUCGCUCAUGCAGCAGUUUGUCAAUGGUAAAUUCUCCCAUCAAUACAAGGCCACCAUCGGGGCGGACUUCCUUACUAAGGAAUUAAAUAUAGACGAUAAGAACGUCACCAUCCAACUAUGGGACACCGCCGGCCAAGAAAGAUUCCAAUCCCUUGGGGUGGCUUUCUACCGUGGCGCCGAUUGUUGUGUUUUGGUCUACGACGUCACCAACGCCAAGUCAUUUGAACAUUUGGGGUUCUGGAAAGACGAAUUCCUUAUCCAGGCCAACAUCAAGAACCCAAACUCUUUCCCAUUCGUGGUUUUGGGUAACAAGAUCGAUAUUGACGAAUCAAAGAGAACUGUCGCCAACAAGAAGGCCAUGCAAUGGUGUGAAGAAAAGGGCAACAUCCCGUAUUUUGAAACCAGUGCCAAAGAGGCUGUCAACAUUGACCAAGCUUUCGAUAUCGUUGCCAGAAACGCCUUCCAGCAAGAAUUGGAAAACGAGGCAGAAUUUAAUGAGGAUUAUUCAGACGCUAUAAAUAUCCAAUUGGAUGGUGACCAAGGAGGAUGUGCUUGUUAA